This is a messenger RNA of Cyprinodon tularosa, 2550 nucleotides long. RefSeq names its product transmembrane protein 209 (gene tmem209). The record is from RefSeq and is a predicted model, not a curated record. NCBI's taxonomy places the organism in Eukaryota, Metazoa, Chordata, Actinopteri, Cyprinodontiformes, Cyprinodontidae. Gene Ontology annotation, cellular component: membrane. The coding region runs from base 109 to 1785 and encodes 558 amino acids. The transcript is spliced from 15 exons.
UUUGAAAUUCCUGCACCGGAAUUGAAAUUUCGACUUCCUGUUUGGAAAUACAAAUAUCCAGCGCCGGUGCUUUCAUUCACUUCAGCGUGCCUGCCCUGAGUGACAGCUAUGCUGACCCCACAGAAGGAAGGGAUGCCCAGCAUGAUAGACAGGGCGCUGAGGAUGAGGAGGGAGGAGCAGGCGAGGCAGAUCGUCCUCGCCUGGGCAGUUCUUAACGUGUCCCUAGCUGGCAUGAUUUACACUGAAAUGUCCGGGAAGCUGCUGAGUAGGUACUAUAACAUCACCUACUGGCCCAUCUGGUACAUCGAACUUGUUCUGGCUUCGCUCUUCAGUCUCAAUGCUCUGUUUGACUUCUGGAAGUAUUUUAAAUACACAAUGUCUCCGUCCACUAUUGCUGUUACCCCUCAGCAGCAUAACCUUCUGGGUUUAAGGAACACAAAUAUCCAGGCUUCUCCUCCCCAAAAGCCAGAAAAGAAAGAGGCUCCAGCUCCAGAUCAGACUUCCCCACUUCAGGGGCAGAGCGUGCUGAGCUUCAGUCCAUCCCGUCCAGCUUCAAGCAGCCCUAAGUUCUCCCCCAGCUGUACAGCUGGGUACAGCCCUCCUCUGGGAAGUCCAUCCCCAUCAGGCAGUGCAGGAGGACCUUUUACCCCCUCAGUGGCCUUUGGAAAGGUGCUGAACUACAGUCCAUCUUCGGGCUCUUCACCCUACCAGAAUACUAUUGGGCAAGCUGAAGGCUCUAGCUUGAGAGCUCGAUAUCGAACAUCUCCCUCUGUGUUUAAUUCCCCUGGAAGCAAAGAGGACUACAUGGAGGAUCUGAAAAGUCUGGAAAGGUUUCUGCGUUCUGAAGAGGAGAAAAGCCAUCGCAGUCACCUAGGCAGCCCAGAGUCUGUGUCUCCUAACCACAGCCCUACUUUCUGGAACUACAACCGUUCUGUGGGCGAUUACGCACAGAGCCUGAGGAAAUUCCUGUACCAGCCGGCGUGCCGCUCUCAGGCGCCGUCUGCCCACAAGGAUGAGGCGGACCUGGGUUCCAAACAUGCUGCAGAAGAGGUUUGGGCCAGGAUCACCACCAGUCGUGCAGUGGUGGACCGUAUCGACAGCUGGACAGCUAAGCUUAGAAACUGGAUCAGUGACACCAUCUUGGUCCCUCUGGUCAAAGAGAUCGACAAUGUGAACAGUCAGCUGAGGAGGAUGGGCUGUCCGGAGCUUCAGAUCGGAGAGGCCAGCAUUAGCAGUCUGAGACAGGCAGCAGUGAUGAAAGCCUCAUUAAUCCCCACCCUGACCUCUAUUGUUCAAUACUUGGACAUUACACCCAACCAGGAAUAUCUAGUGGAUCGCAUCAAAGAGCUAUCUCACAGUGGCUGCAUGAGCUCUUUUCGCUGGAACGGUGGCGGUGAUCUGAAGAACAGGAAGUGGGACACGGAUCUCCCGACUGACUGUGCUAUCCUCAUGCAUGUGUUUUGCACAUAUUUGGACUCCAGACUGCCCCCACAUCCCAAAUAUCCAGACGGGAAGACUUUUACUUCCCAGCACUUCAGCCACACUCCUGACAAACCUGAUGUUACCAAAGAGAACCUCUUCUGCAUUCACCAAAGCAGCACCACGCCCCCUCACUACCAGCUGAUAUACCAAGGCCAUAUCUACAGUCUUCCUAAGGGAAGGAAUAACCUGUUUCACACGAUCCUCAUGUUCCUCUAUGUCAUUAAGACCAAGGAGUCAGGAAUGCUGGGGAGGGUGAAUCUGGGUCUCUCCGGUGUGAACAUCCUCUGGAUUUUUGAAAACUGAUGCAAUGUUUUAAAAGACACAAGCAGCUGCUAAGGAUGAGUUUUUUUGUUUUGUUUUUUCUUCUGCAAUGCAGUGAUCAGUUUAACUCUUUUAGGGUCACACGACAAACAGCUGUUUGCUCCGAAGAGAGAACUGCAUGCACAUCUAUGGACAUUUCCUCUGCUGGAUGAAUGCUGUGUUCACAGUUUCAGAGCACAUUUCUGUUACUUUUAGUCCUGAGGAUGCAGUUUUUAUUUCCUUUUUCUGAUUGAGAAUGUAUCCGCAUGGCAGCCUUGUAAAUUAUAUACCUCAAAUUAUAACUGAAUGACAACAAAACUCAGUUAGAGGAAUGUAAAUAUUUUUCUUGGAAACAUCUGCAAACUGUCAUUUGUAUUCUCCUUUUUUUAAAUAUCACUGCUCAGACUGUCAUCACAAUCUAGCCCCUUUGUUUACAUUAUUAAUAAAGGAGUAUAAGGAUGCAGGAAAUUAUGGAGAAAUGUGCUUUGGACAACUGUUAAGUGACCUUUUAGGUGUUUUUAAUAAAGAACCACAUUUUUUUCAAAGUUCUCGCCUUUAUACCUUGUGAGGUUCCUUUAUUCAAACAUUUCUUGUGACGUGUGUCGAUUAAUUCACUAGAACAAAAGUAAAAAUGCUAUUAUCAGUUUAUGUAUUUCAAUACCACUCUCAUCCGCAUGGUGGCAGUGUCGCUCUCUUUAUGAUUUGACCUUACUGCUGUACCAAUUGUGCCAUCGCAGAUACCCUGGUGUUUUGUUUUGAUGAUCUCUU